AUGGAUAACGCUCUGUCUCGUAUUGCUCUGGCUUCACCGCCGACACUCUUGGAGAUCUUUCUCUACGUCAUUGUUGCAUCCUUUUUGCUCGUCACCAUCUAUCGCUUGACACUUCACCCACUGGCAAAGUACCCUGGGCCCCUUCGCUACAAGAUCUCUGGCUGGCCGUUGGUCUAUCAGUGUUACAAGGGCAAUCGACAUCUCUAUAGUCUGAGAGACCAUGAAAAAUAUGGGCCCAUAGUUCGCACUUCACCCAAUAGUCUAUCAUUCAGCAGCCCAAAGGCUUUGCAUCAGAUAUACGGGUCGCGGGCCAUCAAUGUUCGCAAGUCCAAAUUUUAUGAAACUCUUGAUGCCGGACCAGGAGGCGCUACGACGCAUACCGAGAUCGACAAGGAGCGCCAUGCUGCUCGACGGCGCAUUCUGAAUCAUGCAUUCUCCGAGGCUGCGAUCAGAGAAACCGAGACCUUUGUCAUCGACAAUGUUGGGAAGUUCAUUAAGCUGAUCGGGCCAAAUGACAGCGAGAAUGAUGAAGGCUGGAGUACUCCACGGAAUAUGAGUGAUUGGCUCAACUGGAUGGCCUACGAUAUCAUGGGUAACCUGGUCUUCGGCAAAAGUUACAAUUGUCUUGGAAGCGAAGAGCAUAGAGAAAUGCCUCGUCUGAUGACAGAAGGCACUAAAUUUGGAUACUGGUUCGCCUACCUCCCAUGCGCUCCAGUUCUUCAGCCUUUAGCCAAGACCUCAUUCAUGCAAUGGAUCGGGGGAGACACCGUGCGAGACAACGCCGUCCUUGGUGAAUACGCAAUCUCCCAGUUCGAAGAACGCGCGGCGCUCGAGAAACGAAGGUUAGAAGGAAAGGAAAAGCCCCCCACCCAUAAGGAUCUGAUGCACUAUCUCCUCAACAACUUUGAUCCCAAAACGGGAAUGCGACCCACAACGGAUGAGCUCAAAGGUGAUACCCUUAGCCUCAUUGGAGCAGGCGCCGACACUAUUGCGACCACGCUUUCCGCUGCCUUCUUCUAUCUUGCUCGGAACGAGUCCGUGUUGCGUAGACUGCUGUCGGAAAUCCGGAAUACAUUUGGGUGUCUCGAUGAGAUUCACUCGAGUCCAAAGAUGGAUUCCUGCGUCUAUCUCAACGCAUGUAUCGAGGAAACGCUCCGCCUCGCUCCCGCUGUCGCCUCACAGCUACCCAGGGAAGUCAUGAGAGGUGGGAUCGUGAUCGAUGGAGAGUAUGUCCCCGAAGGCAUUGUCGUUGGGGUUCCAUCUUAUGUGGUUCAUCAUACCAGAGAAGCGUUCCCCCAAUCUUGGAGCUUCCAACCUGAGAGAUGGAUCGCAGGUUCGGAACUUGCUGAUCACAGUACUGUGGUCUCGAAAGAGGAUAUAGCUCGGGCGCGUGAAGCCAUGUGCCCCUUUUCCUUGGGAAGUCGCGGCUGUAUUGGAAAGACGUUUGCGUACAUGGAGAUGCGUAUUGCGCUGGCCUCGGUGCUCUGGUCCUAUGAUUUCAAAGAGGUGGGCGGUCGCGAAAGGAAGGGCGGUGGUGGUCGAGACCUAGAGAUUGGGCGCGAAAGACAAGAUGAGUUCCAGAUCUUUGAUUGCUUCGGCGCUGAUCGAGAUGGGCCUGUGCUGAGGUUUCGGAAGCGUGAGUAA
Molecule: messenger RNA, 1644 nt
Organism: Exophiala aquamarina CBS 119918
Lineage: Eukaryota; Fungi; Ascomycota; Eurotiomycetes; Chaetothyriales; Herpotrichiellaceae
Exons: 5
Coding region: 1-1644 (547 amino acids)
Molecular function (GO): monooxygenase activity; iron ion binding; oxidoreductase activity, acting on paired donors, with incorporation or reduction of molecular oxygen
Source: RefSeq, a predicted model, not a curated record